Messenger RNA from Blastocystis hominis, 3644 nucleotides. RefSeq lists its product as hypothetical. Lineage: Eukaryota; Bigyra; Opalinata; Blastocystidae. The record is from RefSeq and is a predicted model, not a curated record. Gene Ontology annotation, biological process: chromatin remodeling. Gene Ontology annotation, cellular component: nucleus; chromatin. The coding region runs from base 1 to 3552 and encodes 1183 amino acids. Gene Ontology annotation, molecular function: chromatin binding; histone binding; DNA binding. The transcript has 6 exons.
AUGCAUCUUAGCUGGCUGAGUUUCGAUACGCUAGUACAUGAUAACCCGCCCCAUGGAAAAAGCCGACUUUAUCGGUUUGUAAAAAUGCUGCCACGUGAUGAGGAUGGUUUUAUCAUUGAAUACCCUCCCAAUACACCUGAGGAUCAAUACUAUAAUCCCAAUUUCUGUGAAGUGGAGCGGGUUGUAGCAUGCAGCCUCGAUUGGGAUAAUGAUACGCUCAUGCGUGUGAAUGGUAGAUAUCUCGUGAAGUGGUCGGAUCUGUCCUACAAAGAUUGCACGUGGGAGAGUCCAGAGACCAUCAGUGACGAGAUGAUCAAGGACUAUGAAGCGCGGCAAGUGAUCGCACCAAGAAAGCUGCAGCCUCUGAAAACGAAAGCAGAGCGAGUGGCGCAGGGAGAGAAAUCGAUUCUGCAUUUUAAAGAUAAUAAAACGCUGCGUCCUUAUCAGUGGGAAGGUUUCCGCUGGCUGAAGGACAACUACAAUCAAGGAAAGAACUCAAUCCUUGCUGAUGAGAUGGGUUUGGGAAAGACGAUCCAAGUCAUCAGCUUGAUGGAGCACAUUAUCCACAAUAUGGAAACGCAGCAACCGAUUCUGGUUAUUGCUCCGCUGAGCACGCUGGGAUUCUGGCGACGAGAAAUCGAGUCUUGGACGACCUUGAAUGUGGUGAUGUAUCAUGACAACGAAGGCGGAAAGGAUAUUCGCCACCUAAUCGAGCGAUACGAAUUCUACUACACGCGCAAGCAAUUGCCCGUGCCUCCUCCGUUCCCAGUUUACAAGUUCGAUAUUCUUCUCACGACAUACGAGAUCGCCAAUACCGAUGUCGACGAGCUUAGGAAUAUUCGGUGGAGUCUGGUCGUCGUCGACGAGGCACAGAGGAUGAAGAACAAGUCGGGCAAGCUGCAGCAGACCUUGCACCAGAUUCACUGGCAACAGUGUGUGCUGCUCACAGGCACGCCGCUGCAAAACAACAUGCUCGAGCUUUGGACGCUGCUGAACUUCGUGGCUCCUCAAACCUUCCCUUCGUCGACCGAGUUCCUGCAGCAGUACGGCGAUCUGCACAACCAGAGUCAGGUGGCUUCGCUCCAGCGUUUGCUCGUUACGUAUGUGCUGCGUCGAUUGAAGGAAGAUGUGGAAGACUCCAUUCCGCCCAAAGAGGAAACGAUCAUCGACAUCGAGCUCACCACGAAGCAAAAGACGUUCUACCGCGCGAUCUACGACCACAACCGAGAUUUCUUUAUCCACGGCUACAUCCGGUCGGGGAACGGCGUGUCCAGAGUGUCGGGGAACAGUCGCGGUCCUCGCUUGGUGAGCAUGGAGAUGCAGUUCCGAAAGUGCUGCAACCAUCCGUACAUGUUGGAGGGAGUGGAGGAAAUGGAGAGCGAGGAGCUGAAAAAGGCGGAGGAAAUGGAGUUCAAGGAUCUAACGAAGCACCCUCUUGUGCAAUCGAGCGGAAAGAUGGUGCUGCUCCAUAAACUGCUGGGCAAGCUGAAAGCUGAAGGGCACCGCGUUCUCAUCUUCAGUCAAUUUACUACGAUGCUGGACAUUCUGGAGCGGUAUCUGCGUCUCGCAGGACUCUCCUAUACUCGAAUCGACGGCUCGGUCCGAGGGAAUGCUCGCGAAGAAGCGAUCCGGACGUUCAACGACGAGAACAGCAACAUGUUCUGCUUUUUGCUGAGUACGCGCGCUGGAGGUGUGGGAAUCACUCUCACCACGGCCGAUACAGUAAUCAUCUUCGACUCCGAUUGGAAUCCCCAGAACGAUGUGCAGGCGCAGGCUCGUUGCCAUCGGAUUGGCCAGACGAAGGCGGUGCGUGUGUAUCGCCUCAUCACGCGAGGCACGUACGAAGCAGCGAUGUUCCAACGCGCUAGUUUGAAACUGGGUCUGGAGCAGGCGGUGAUGGCCAACAGCAGUACGUGGCUGAAGAACAUUUCUGCAGAUGUGGUGGAGACACUGCUGAAAGAAGGAGCGUACUCCGCCUUUCUGGAGGAUAAGGAGGGCGAGGAACGCUCACGCGUUUUUUGUGAAAGUAACAUUAACGAACUCUUAGAGAAGCAGUCGCGUGUGAUCACGUACGAUAAGAGCUCUGUGACGUCGCUGUUUAACAAGGCAAGCUUCGUGUCGACGCAGUCGGACUCCAAGCUGGAUAUCAACGAUCCCCUGUUCUGGAAGAAGAUUUACGGAGAGGACACGCGCGAAACGGUUCUGGAAAGAUUGGAAGAUGGUCGCGCCACGAAGGACGAGGAGACGAAGGCUGCGUAUAUCCAGGAGCUCAUGACGAUGGGCGAGGAGACGAUCCAGCAGAAGCUCUCCGGCGAGAAUGUUCCGGAGUGGUACCAAGUCCUCCACUCCGCCCUGAAGCAAGUGACCAUCAUGACCGAGCAGUUCAGCCAGCAAGACCGCGCGAAGGCGCAGCAUAUGCUUCAGGAAGUCGAGCGACCCAGCCGCAAACGGAAGCAUGUCCCCCAGGCCGUGGUUCCCGACGAUUCGUACUCGAUGAACGAUCCCGACUACAACACGAACGGCAAAUCGGAUCUGGACGACGAGGUGUGCUGCAAGUGCUACCGCGACUAUUGUCUGAUCCGCUGCACCGGCCCUUGUCGCCGCUGUUUCCAUCCGGAGUGUACGGAAAGUAGGGUUGGUCUCGCGUGGAGUGAGCGCCUAGAUCCUCCGCUUCGCAAAAAGCGAGAGACGUGGCAGUGCUCGGACUGUCUGAACCAUCGCUACACCUGCUGUCUGUGCCAGAAGGAGGGAUACGACGCGAACUACUACCAGAAACUCGUCGAUGAAGGCCAGAUCGAGGAAGGCUCCGACGUGCAGAUGCAGAAGAUCCGUGCGAAGCGUCGCAAGGCGAAGCAUAAGGCCGGUGACGACGACUAUGAUGCCUACGGCUCCCACUUCUCCUCCCGCGGGAAGAAGAAGCAGAACCCUCUCGUCUACAACCCGAACGUGGUUUUCAAGUGUCUGGUGAAGUCGUGCGGUCGUUUCUAUCACGUGAAUUGCAUCCAAAACAUGGAGUAUGGCAGUAAGGAGCACUUCAGCGACCUCACGCACUUCCGCUGCCCCGCGCACUUCUGCUGCGAGUGCCACGAGACCGGCAACACCAAGCACCUCGUGCAGUGCGUUAUGUGCUACAAAGCCAUCCAUGUAAGUUGUUUGACUCUGGAGAACGGCUUCCGCAUCUCCAAGCUCUAUUAUGUCUGUAACUCCCACUCCGUUCCGAAGGGCCUUUCCUCCUGGGAUGCCAAAAAGAAGCAAGCCAAUGCCGACGACGCGUCCUUCGGGUCCGAUCGACGUCGUGACGACACGUACCAUCGUCGGCCCUCCCGCGCGUCUUCGCAGAAGCAGGUGUAUGAGCCGAUUCAGUACGUCGUGCCCAUCGAACAGUACAAGGGCGAUUGGUGCAGGUAUUGCGGAGCACGCCGCUCCAGCGGGUUUAUGAAGGGGCCUUGGGGACCCAAAACGCUUUGCGUGGUGCACUACGUGGCCUGGUUUAGAAGCAAGAAGCUCGAUCUCUCUGCCUAUGUAGGGUUGUGGAGCGGGAAUGAGGAGUAGCCUGAGUUACCGACGAAGCCUAUUAAUAUCGAAGCGAAUUCAGAGCCUAAGUAUAUGCAUUACUUAAGAAUGAAGAAGGAAAAAGACAUUUA